AUGGCCAAUUACUACGACAGCAGCCAGAAAUACAACACUCAGUCAGCUGUGUACCAGGCCUCUGGAGCAAAGUUCAUCAAGUACAAAGAGAUUUCCACCCAUGGAGCUCAUGAUAUGACAUCAUUUGAGUACAAACGUAACACUUAUCUGGCAGUGGCAAGCUACAAAAAUCAAACAGCGUUUUGUACAAGUGGGUUUAGAAAUAGGGACAAAAGACGAAAAGUGUGAUGACCAAGAGUCUUAGUUGCUUAUGCAUUGGUGUAGUGAUAGUAUUUGCUCAAAAAUCGAAGAAAAAGGUUCAGAUUUAAAGAUAAUCAAAAUUUAUAUCUUUGAUAAAUUAGUGUUUAUUGAUUUUUUUAAGGGUUAAAUCAAUACUAAAGCUGUGCAUUUAACAUGUACUGAAGUCUGGUUUCUUUCUAAUUUUGUAUGAGUAAAUACCUUUCACUUUUAUUGAUAAAAGUUGAUCCCAAGAACACUACUACCAGAAACGUUCAAUAUUCUAAAAUGGACCAAAAUACCCUCAGCUCAUUUGUUCCGUGUGUGUUUUGUCACAGAUAUCACAUCUCCUUCCACCUUCACACCCUGAUGAAAGAGAUCAGGGGUGAUAUUUCCAUCUAUAAAAUAAUUCAAAUAGUACGCGCGCUCUGAUUGGCUAUAGAACCAUUUUACAUGAGCGUAUGUAAACACGGUUUUCGUUCCUCUUUCAUUAGUUAUUUUAUAAAAGAAAUGUAAAAUGGUUUCCGUGUUUACAUAGCCUGAUGUAAACACUUAGGAGGUUGGGAGAACACUCAAUAAGCUGGAAACCACUCCGCUUCGCGUCGUGAUUUCCUACGCCUAUCUCGUGUUCUCCCAACCUCCCGCGUGUUUACAUCAGGCUAUGUAAACACGAAAACCAUUUUAAAUUUCUUCAUUAAUUCUGAUUUCUUUUGGAUCCUAGAAUAAUGUAAGGUACCAUUAUUCUAAGUAAGAAAAUAUCUUCGAGAUUUAAAAUUUCAGGCAGUUCAUAACAUUCUUUGCUAUUAUAACUCUGUUGACUUUAACAAAACCAUUAAUGUGAUAUUACAAUUGCUAUAUAAUUUAUGAUCUCCUCCUCAACUAGGGUUACUGCGCACAUCACUUAUUAUAAACAUUCUUUCUUUUUGCUUUUAACAGCCAUAGAAUUGAGCUCGGUGACAAGUUUUUAGAUUGAGCAAAGUGAGGAAGGAGGCCAAGUCCAGAGUAAGGAGAUAAGGAGUUUUCGAAAAAUUGUCAAAUUAGUUUACCUUUUCGAAUGCAAAUAUUAAAAAGAAAAUAAAAAGAAAACAAGAAUGUUAGGGAACUUGUUUUUGAAGCUAUUUGAGUUUACAAAAUGGAGUUUUUAUUUAAGAAAAAAGUUCAACUGACUAAAGAUGAACUGUUGAAUACCACAAGGAGUAAGCACAGGUUUCUUUAAUUUCAGAAUUAAAACUUAUCGAUGGCUCUGAGCUUUCGACAUGAUCGGACUUUUCUGUCUGUUUCUUCAAUACAGUGUAAACAUGCCCAAUUAAUCCCGGCUCAACAAACCGUGAUCUUUUUCGUGACACUAGGUUACCACAACAACAUCACAGCCUUGAAAUAGCCACAAAACAUCCGCUUUAUCAGUUUAAACGCUGAAAAAUUUGCGCGAACAAGUAUCCCAUUUUCUUCCCACACUUAGACAAACCCACGGAUUUCUAAUCAAAAUAAGUCGGAGAUCCUACCGUCUGAUUUUCUGGACUUCCUGUUGCUGAAAAGAGUGUUCAACAAUAUAUUAUGUGAUGUUAACAAUUGGUAUAAAUGAUCACUUUUGAGACGAAGUACUGGAAAUUGAAAUAUCUAAAAGGAUGUAUUGAUCAGAUCUACUUUCAACAGAUAUCAUAUUAUGCAGGCGAUACAACCUAUUUACUGUGGAUAGGUAACGGGGAGCAUAAAUUCUCUACACUGAAGAAACAACAGAAGCAGGCUAUCUCGCGUAGCUGGUGGCUAUUCUUGUGUGCUAAAGCGACGAGGCUUCUACUAAAAAAAUAUGGCUCUAAAUGUUUAAUGCUUCCUUAUAUAUUUAAAAGGCAUUGUUAUGUUCUCAAGUUGUCCUGCUCUCGAGCUGAAGCAGCAAAAUUUCUGUAAUAUAUUCUAGAAUAUCUUUUCUGUGACAAAAUUAUAAAAGAACUAAUAGUAAAAAAAACUAUUUCUCUGCAAAAACCAAAUUUGCAUGAUGAUCUCGUGUUAAUACAAUUUUGUCAAGUAAUCCCUAGUUAAACAGCUUGUAUGUUGUAUGGAAACUCGGUGAAGUGUAGCGAGGAGCCCUUUUGGUCCAGAACAAAAUGAAAAUAGCACUUCUAUUAAUUAUGGGCUUGAGGACUCAAAUUUAUGUCAUUUAGAUACCUAGACCUAAAACGAGCAUAUCCUUUUCAGAUAUCACUGUAUUUUUUUUUCAGUUUUUUUUGGCUGCAAUAAAUCAUAAUCCCAGCUUUAAAACUCAUGAGCCUAUUCUCUCACAAUUCAGUUGGACGGUUUUAGUGAACCAAGUGAACGGACAGUUUACAAACAGAAAGCAAUUUAUAUUUCAUCUGGACACGUCAGCAUAACGCCGCUACACGAGAUAAACACAGCGGGGUAAUAAAAUAGUGUGUGUGAGUCAUUUGUUCAACUUGAUCAGAUUUCAAACGGACCAAGGUAUUUACUUUCACUUGUCAACUUUUUUGGUAAGAAACCCUAUUGGCGAUAAGUCAUAAUUUUUUUCCUCAGUGACACCCUACUCUUCUAUGUUGUUCUUAAGGUUAUGCCUUCUGCCUCGUAAUAAAAGAAGGAGAAUAUUAUAUUCUCAAAAUAAUUGCUAUUUUCAAUAUAACUUGUUACUCUGCAAUGCAGGUUCAUUUCAUCGUGGCAAAGCUGUCUCGUACAUCCUUCCUAAUAUUUUUAUUCGCACAUAGCAUUCAAUAUUAACAAGGCUACUUCAUAUUGAAUUACACGUCAUCUGCAUUAUAAACCAGGAAAGAACCGAAAGAUUCAAGUGAUGCUCUACUAGGAAAAAGGAUUUUAUUUAAAGGAAACUUUGGAAUUAUGCGACUGAUGAUAUUUUGCUAGUUAAAAUGAUAAUAAGGUGAAUAAUAAGGUCUCGUCAGUCGCUUUUCAAUAAUUGUGGUACAGUGUUCUGAUCUAUGGUUGCAGUCAGCCGAUUUUUUUUCUUUCAACCUUUCUUACAAUAAAUAGCGACGUUACAAAUACAUUAAGCUCCACGAGAAUGGUUUUAACAAAAAUGUGCACACUUACAUCCUAAAUCCACGGCAGUUUACUAUCUUUAUUUUAUUUUAUUUUUAUUCAACUGUAUUCUAUCUUGAAUGAAUUUGCGUGUUUUCCACUUAGUAAAAGCAAAAGAGAAUUUUCUUUCAACUCACAGUAUUCAUAUCAACUAUCACAUUUUUGAAAAAUUCCUUAAAAUGAUGUAAAGCGAGCUGAGUUUUUGCUAUGGACGCCUUUCCUUCCACAGAUCAAAACAUUUAUUUUUUUUACUAUUGAAAUUAGUGAGAAUUUACCUAAAGACCAAACAACUCAUCAUCACUGAUAAGGGUCUAAAUUCUCCUUACCAGAUCACUGUACAAGAUAACGAUGUUUUAAGGAGACACAAGAAGUCCAUUGUAGUCAGUCAGUUAGCAUAUCAUAAUCCAUAAACUACAAAUUCUCAUUGCGAAUUGUAAACACUACUCACAACACAAGCCCUUGGACAUCCUGAAUUUUCCUGUUAUGAGGUAAAAUAAACAGAGUUGGAAAGUUGUUCCCUUUAUGCUGACUGAUUUGUCUGCCAGUUCAUAUCGGAGGGCGCUGAGAGUAAAAAUGUUUCGUUUAUUCUUUGUGUUGGCUCUAGCCUUUUUGUUGAGUUCCGUUGCAAAAUCACAGAACAAACCUGCUAAUCAGGUAACCAAAUUGUAGUCUAAUCGGAGGAAAAAAAAACGUAAACCUAGUAACGUGAUGAGUAUAGUAAAUGUUAGAGACUAUAUAGUUGCCUUUGUGUCAAGUUAAUAUUACAACGAGUUUGAAUGACUGAAAAUUACUCUGAAUAGUACAUUUCUUGAGAAACGAAGGUGUAACAUGUGAAACCUUUUACAAAGUUGAAACAAAAGAAGUAUUAUGUAGAAGAUAUAAUUUUUUAAGACGUGACUUUUGUUGCUGUUUUCGUUUAUCUGUGCUUUCCCAAUUUGAACUGAUCGCCAAUAUGUUCAACAUAGGACAAGAUGGACGUAAUGGGACAGUUGGAGCAAAGGUUAUGUAUUUUUAAACGAUAAUGUAACCAUUGUUAAAAAGAUUACACUGAAACGAACCUGAGAAUACAAAUGUGUUGAACUGUAUAUGACGUAUCAAAGAUGGCGGCCAUAAUAUUCGUUAUGAAAUUAGUUAGCACUGGCUAGCCUAAAUUACGCCUGCUUUGCAGGCUAGGCUUUUGGUUUCAGAAUAGGUUUGAUCUGCACAUCGUGGAAACUUUCGAGAAAAAAUUAAAUUAUUCGAAGAGAGAGCGUUUUACCAUUUUAAUCAGCGACUAAUGCGCCAAUGAGCCGCUAAAUUCGCGAAGCAAGCAAGGUCUGAAAUACCAUACCUUGUGUUUAACAGAGUGACCCUAUUCAAAGGAAUAAUAGAACGGUAGAAUGACGGAUUGGUGGAAUAGCGUGUUGGAGGAGUGGCGGAAUAUUUUACAACGCAGAAUGUCUUGUUGUGUGGAACGAAAGUCUCACAAAAAUGGAAUUGCAAUGGAAUUAGAAAAAGAAGAAAAGAAGCAUAGUUUAAUCAUUAUUGGACCAAGAGGACAGACCGAUAGAGGAACGUUGUGGUUCUUCAGCCAUAUAUCAAUACCUUCUCCAUUAUUAUUAUCAUUACUGAUAUGAUGGUAUGAUUAUUUGUCACCAAUUUAUCAUUGGUUAAUUAUCAAUUAGUCACUAAAAGGUAAGUUUUUCGUUUGUCCCACGAUGCAGUCACGUGUGAUGUAGAUCGCGACGUUUCGACUGCAUACUGCUAGUCUUCUUCAGGCGAUGAGGUCGUUUUGUCAUGCGUGAUCUUAUAAAGCAUGAUGCUCUGCUGUGAUUGGUUGUUUUUCAACAGCUCUGAUUGGUGCAUUUCGAUCCUUACUUAUCACUCAGUGAUUUGCUCCCUCGGCGGUCCGCUGUCGUGCGGCUCUCCUGUUAUUGUGUUUUUUGAUCGUGGGCAUCUACGCUUCUGGAAUUUCUAUUCCAUUAUCCCUGUUGAUGUUGUUAGGGUGAAGUCUAAUGUGAAUUGCCUCUUUGACCCUGCGCGUGUAGUAAUAAGGAUCACGAUCAAUAAACUUUACUUCGUUCCAGAGUGGCUUGUGUCCGGUGUUGUGGGCGUGCUCUGAAACGGCGGAGGUCUCGGUACGGGCGAGUCGAAUGUCUCGAUCGUGCUCCUAAUUAGUCACUAUAUUCUUGAAUCAUCUUUCUAUUGUGUAACAGGAUAUUCAUAAAUGUGAGAUGCGGCAGGUUUUCUGCUUUUUAUGUGAGACAAAUCUUGUACAACACUACCUUUCAGCAUCAUUAUACACUCCCCACUUCUUUUCAAUGCUAUAAAGAUUGUGAUAUAUUAGUAGCCACCUGAAACUGAACUCCUCAUUUCUUUGAUGAUUGCCGUUUAAGUGCACAGUAAAACGUCCCUUUCAAUUUUAACUGAUGCAAGCUGAAGGCAUAGUUGGUUGGAAUAAGUUUUUUACUUGUUUUGUUUUAAUGAUAAAUGUAUUUAAGUGCACAGUAAAACACCCCCAGAUCAAGGCACAAACUACGUUGUAUUGAAGAAAAUAUUUCUAGAGCUUUUUCAAUUAAUUAAAGAUCAGUUGAAGAAAUUAUGCUGAAAAGACUUAUGGCCAUUUAGAGGACUUAAUCGUUUUAUUUUAUAAAAUCGCGUUACGAAGAUAGCAGCAAAAUCAAAGACGGCAAUAUCGAGCCGUGUACAUCAGCCACUAGCUAAUUUUUUGUUCGUGGUAUACUAUUUCUGUUUAAUCAAUUUUGUUUGUAUUGCCUCUACUUAAAUUAAAGCUUUUAGGGAAUUCUCAUUAUAAUUUACAAAAAGUGAAAUAACACCUUGCACAAUGCGAUGAGUUCAACCUUUGAGACACUUUUAGCCAAUUAAAAGAGGCUUGACGCAUCGUCUUUGAUGGAUGUAUUUCUCACAGUAAGUCGUGUGAUCUCUUGAAAAUGGCGUCAAAAACAACCAAUUAUUUAUUAAAGUUUAAUCAUAUAUUAAUUUUUAUGACACAAACUAACGAGAAUACGGACUUUUAGAAACACCCUUAAUUUGAGUUCAAUGUGCCUGCAGUUAAAAGACGGGUUCGGCGACCCUCAUAGUUUAUCACUGAAUUGCAAUCAGUACAGUUUAUUAAUAUUCAUCUUUCUCAAAAAUCUUUACAUGCGAUUCUAUUCAAGUCGUUCUAUUCCCUAUUUAACUUUGAAUAUAUAUUUAUGUUCUGAUAUGCUGAUUGCAAUACAGUGAUAGAGAAUUAUGUGUUUUAGAGGAUGGAAUGCUGCUUUGGUAACAUUAGUUUUGUAGAAAAACUUGUUGAACAACAGUUUUGCAUGUUGAAUGAAUAGAAAUUCCCGAAAAAGAGGAAUCUGUUGAAGCUUCUGUAGGUUACAAUAUGGUUGUGAAACCCUUCUGAGCGAAUAACCAGGAAACAACGAAUGAGAGGUAAGAUCUGUUAAUCACUUCUUUUGUUUGUUUUUUUUUUUAUCAAAGAAUGUUCCACUGGUUUCCACUUCUUUGAGAAAGUUUAAGACUUACCAACCAGAGGAGCUGCAGCUGUUCAACAUUUUACCAUCAAUGGAAGUCUGUUCCUCACCUUUGGGAACAAUCAUGGAGAUAUCCACAAAUUCAAGACGAGCUCCGUGGUUUACAAGAUGGAUGAACCGACUGAAAAGUUCACAUUCUACCAGACCCUGCCAACUAGAGGUGCAUAUGGCCUUGAGUACGCUUAAGUUAAGCUGCACACUUCAAGUUCUUCGCAUAAAAUAGAGACAGAUAUCUCACAGUGGCAAACUAUCAUAAUGGUAGUACCCACUCAACAAAAUCAGUCAUCUACAAAUGGAGUGGCGUCAAGUUUAACAUGUUCCAGGAGAUAGCAGCUGAAGGUGCCAGGGGAUAUACGGUAUUUGAAAUAAGCAGUGUCACAUACAUCGCUUUCGCUUACUAUUACAACCCUCAACAGAAGUAUUCUGUACAGUCCACUGUCUUCAAAUGGUCAGGAGGACACUUUGUCGAAUCACAGUCUCUUCAAACUUACGGGGCAUUUGACGUCUGUUAA
This is a messenger RNA of Pocillopora meandrina, 7288 nucleotides long. Lineage: Eukaryota; Metazoa; Cnidaria; Anthozoa; Scleractinia; Pocilloporidae. The record is from the annotation of a GenBank genome assembly.